This is a messenger RNA of Rhizopus microsporus ATCC 52813, 189 nucleotides long. RefSeq lists its product as uncharacterized. The annotation marks the transcript as partial. Lineage: Eukaryota; Fungi; Mucoromycota; Mucoromycetes; Mucorales; Rhizopodaceae. The record is from RefSeq and is a predicted model, not a curated record. The transcript has a single exon. Gene Ontology annotation, molecular function: metal ion binding; mRNA binding.
UACAAGACUGAGCUCUGUCGUAACUGGGAAGAAACUGGUCAAUGUCGAUAUGGAUUAAAAUGCCAGUAUGCUCAUGGUGCACAGGAUUUACGAGAAAUCGAAAGGCAUCCUAAAUACAAGACUCAAAAGUGCCGUACCUUUCACAAGACAGGUGCUUGCCCUUAUGGUUCUCGCUGUACUUUUAGACAU